CCAUCUAUUCAUUCAUGUAUACAGUUGACAGAUUUAAAUGAAAAGCUGAUUUCUCGUCUGAAAAAGUUGAAGAAGCGUAAUGAUGCCCUGGAGAAGGAACUUUCAUCAAUCAACGAGCGUCUCAAGAUCGAGAAUCUCUUGAGGGAACACUGUAAGAUCAGACAUGUCGGAGUCCAGACAGAGCCCCACCCUAGGGGAUCAUGGAGGGUCAUUAAACAAGCCCCUCCCAAAACCAAGACUCUAGAGGACAGCAGUCAAAAGACUAUUGACAGUUUGAUGAAGAAUCACAAGAGUUUGAUGAGGAGAUACGAGAGAGAGGUCCGAGCCAACACCAAACACAUAGAAACAGUCGCCUCUCUUAAUCUUCGUAUACAAGAGCUGGAGAAACUGCUUUCAUCAGCCAACGAGCGUGUUCGUCUGCUUGAAUACCAGACCCAGCGAUAUUCCCCUCAGCCAGGGUGGAGCACUCCGAGGGGCCACGCCCAGAACCGAUCCCGGACCACACCCGGUCAUAGGCGGAGAAGAAGCCACAGCAGGCAAUCUUACUCACCUGACAAUUAUUCUCAAGAGCUUGAAACCGUCAGAAAAGAAAGAGAUCGACUGAAGAAAGAUAAACAGAAGCUGAAGAAAGAACUGGGUGCUCUUGAUGAGAAUUUCUUUGAGGAGAUCGAGGACCUGAAAUUUGCACUCCAGCAGUCUGCUCGGCUGAACCAGGAAUACGACAAGGCCUUGAAGCAAGUGUGUGAGAACUUUGGAGCUCCGUUCCCACUGGACAGUCUUCCGUCUAGACCGAAGAAGUCUUCAUCUGCAUCAAAAAGAAUGUCUUCUAGUCGUCGAACAAGAUGAUCUAGCUGAACACAAACUGAUCUUUUCAAGUCGCUGAAUGUAAUCAUUUGUUUCAAUCAGCCUCUGAAUACAAAUUCAUGCCUGGCUGGAAUGCUCCCCAGGGAGUGGAGAUUUUGCACACAGUGUGUGAGGGCAAGCACUGAAUC
Molecule: messenger RNA, 992 nt
Organism: Strongylocentrotus purpuratus (purple sea urchin)
Lineage: Eukaryota; Metazoa; Echinodermata; Echinoidea; Camarodonta; Strongylocentrotidae
Product: centrosomal protein of 290 kDa-like
Exons: 6
Coding region: 277-846 (189 amino acids)
Source: RefSeq, a predicted model, not a curated record